AUGCGCUUACAAAACGACUCUUAUGUUGACGGGCUUCAAGCGGAGAUGGAACGUUUAUUUUGGAAAUACCAAGCCGGAAAAGGAGUUGACAUCGCUAGCACCAGCAACACAAACUGGACAGGCAUCACAAGACCCCUGGUGUCCCUCAAAGUGGUCGUGUCCUCUUGGUCACAGCUUUCAAGUGUGUGACUCUAUGUUGGAGACGUCACUGUGCCGUGUGUGAAUUACGCUCCAGCUGCUGGCACGAUGUCUUCAGACCUGCUGGUCGAUUUUGGUGACGAUCCAGCAACAGCACAGUUGGGACAGCUGAAGCUGGCAACGAUAGAGGACCAGCAAGGGCAGUCCACUCUCAGCAAGUCAGAGACGGACAUAUCUCAACCUUUUGGUGCCGGGUCUCCUCACCUACCAUGGGACCACCCUUUCUAUGACAUCGCCAGACAUCAGAUCAUUGAAGUAGCAGGUGAUGACAACUUUGGCAGGAAGGUGAUUGUGUUCAACGCCUGCAGGAUGCCUCCCCAGCACCAGUUAGACCAUCAUAAGCUGCUGAUGUAUCUGAAAGGAACUCUGGAUCAAUACGUGGAAAGUGACUACACACUGAUUUACUUUCAUCACGGACUGACCAGCGAGAACAAACCAUCCCUGGGUUGGCUGCGGGACGCCUACAGAGAGUUUGACAGAAAGUAUAAAAAGAACAUCAAGGCUCUGUACAUUGUUCAUCCCACCAUGUUCAUCAAGACCCUGCUGAUUCUCUUCAAACCCCUCAUCAGUUUUAAGUUUGGCAGGAAGAUCAACUACGUGAGCUACCUCAGUGAGCUGGAGGACGUGGUCAAGUGUGAUCAGCUCCUCAUCCCUGCCAGAGUCAAACAAUACGACGACAAGCUGAGAGCAUCUCUGAAACCAGUGACUCAGCCUCCUGCAUCCCCUCCUCAUAGCCCUCCACUACCUGACCAGGUUUUUGGGGUGUCCCUUGCAUUGCUGAGAGAGAGGAGUUCUGAAGACGAUCUUGUUCCUGUGGUGAUGAGAGACACCAUCAGCUUCCUCUCUGAACAAGGUUUGGAGAUUGAGGGCAUCUUCAGACGGUCUGCCAACGUCACUCUGGUCAAGGAGGUUCAGCUUAGAUACAAUUCCGGUGCGACGGUGGAUUUCAGGGAGAUUGAAGACGUCCACCUGGCUGCUGUGAUUCUGAAGACGUUCCUGAGAGAACUCCCGGAGCCUCUGCUCACAUUCCAGCUCUACAACGACAUUGUCAACUUUGCUUCUGUGCCGAGCGACAGCCAAGCCACUGCCAUAAGGACGCUGGUGGAGUCUCUCCCGGAGGAAAACUACGCCUCGCUGCGCUACCUGGUCACAUUCUUGGCUCAGGUCUCUGCCAACAGCGAAGUGAACAAGAUGACCAACAGUAACCUGGCUGUGGUCUUUGGUCCAAAUCUCCUCUGGGGGCGGGACAAUGCCAUGUCGCUCAGUGCCAUUGGACCAAUCAACAGCUUCACCAAAACCAUGCUGGAUGAGCAGCAUCUGAUCUUCACCUGAACGCUGGGCCACGUAGAACUGAUCUGGCAGUUCGCAGCACUUAAAACACCAAAACUCUCACGUGGCGCAGAAUUGACUCCCAAAUGUCCUGCAGAUGCGGUCAAAUUAGAAAUUUCUGUCAGAUUUUCCCUCACUAUUUUUUAUUUUUUGAAUCCGUCACAUCAGAGGCCUCUGUCGAAAACCACUGUGGUUUGGAUGGUCCAUCAUAGUCAGGUAGAAUGGAUGGUUGACGGAGUCAACAGUAAACACAUCACGUUCUGUCUCCCAUCAUGACGUCUUCAUCCCUUCGUGGUCCAUCACAAGGCCAUAGAUGUUGGUGUGCGUCUGUGCUCUUGUCUGUCAUUUGCUCUGUAGCUGUCAGCGUAGUGGUGAACGGUAUCUUUUUAAUUGCUAUCAAAAAAAAACAAAAAAAAGCUUAAUCCUGCAGUAAGAGGUGUGUGACAAGAAGCUCACCAGACCAGGACAAUCUCUGCUCUCUCAGUCUUGGAUGGCUGUGCUUUGCCGUCAGACAACAUGGGUUGUAUAUCAUGAGUUUUGUAUAGAUACUUAACAUGUCUUUAAUGUUAUUAUACCUGACUGGAAUAAGUGUUUCCUUUGUCUGGAUGUUAUCCAAAUAUUUUCAGCCAAAUAUAAUAGUACUGGUCCAGUCAUCCAGAGGUUUUCCAGGGCCUGCAACGUCAGUCUAAAACGUCACUUUUUCCCUAGACAUCCAAACUGCCAGCAGAUGUUUGUGCUGUGUUGCCGCUCAGGCUCAUCAUUGAAUGAAUGGACUCGCGGUUGACUGAAACAGAAGGCAGCAGCACGUCUGACCCGUGUGUGUGUAGGUGGCCACGCUGGGAAAGUCUCACGGGUCAUUUCCGAUGAAUAAAAAAAAACAUGAACAAUGACAUUGAGAGGAAUUUCAAACGUUAUUUUUGUGUCAGUUCUAGUUCUGUGCUUCUGUGACAAAAUAUAAAACAGGAUAAAUGGUAUUUCUGUCUAGUCGCCGGUGCAGUGAUAGAAUUGUGGAAACCUGUAGAAACUAAAUAGACGCCUCCAAAACAGUCCCAACACACUUGUGAAACCCAUGGCAAAACUCUGUAGAAAUGAAAGCCGAUGUGAGUGAGUGACUAGGGGUUGGAUAAAGUCAAGGGGGCGGGACCUCGGAGGUCAGAGUUUUGUAUUUCAGUCUCUGUGUCUACAGUGUGUGUGCAUGCUUGAAUGGUGCCUUAUCUGUUCAAACCCAAGUGAUGAUGUGAUUAGCCAUCAAAUAGUGCCAGUGCUGCCAUUGAUGUAUUGAGAAAUUGAAAAAGAGUCAAAUAUGAGAACUUUGUGCAUCAUUUCUGCUCACAGUCUUGAGGAGAUGACCAAGUACGUCCUGAUGUCUUCUAUCGUUUUGUUUUUUUUCAUAUUAUUUUUAAUGCUUUGAUUCUGAUCGCCUACAGACUGUUGAUCUAUAUAUAUAUCAUCAGAUAAUGUACUGUAACUCUGGUCAUGGUGACGGUGAGCUAUGUUUUCAACUCUUGGAAACAUGAGUGUGACCUGUUGAUGCGCUGUGAAUGGAUUAUAUUUUGGUUUACUUCGGAUCUGCUCUCUGUUUCGUCUGAUAUGGUGUUCUGAUGUUAUAAAUAAUCAAUGUGUGGAAAUAAAAAUAAAGAUGUGGUGA
Messenger RNA from Synchiropus splendidus (mandarinfish), 3175 nucleotides. RefSeq names its product Rho GTPase activating protein 1 (gene arhgap1). The transcript has 13 exons. Lineage: Eukaryota; Metazoa; Chordata; Actinopteri; Syngnathiformes; Callionymidae. The record is from RefSeq and is a predicted model, not a curated record. Gene Ontology annotation, biological process: small GTPase-mediated signal transduction; negative regulation of endocytic recycling. Gene Ontology annotation, cellular component: cytoplasm. Gene Ontology annotation, molecular function: GTPase activator activity. Bases 247 to 1530 code for a protein of 427 amino acids.